UGUCUCUCUCUCUCUCGCCCCCUGCAGGGUGAAGCUGGUCCCACAGGUGCUCGUGGUCCUGAGGGAGCUCAGGGCCCAAGAGGCGAGUCCGGUACCCCCGGCUCUCCGGGCCCCGCCGGCGCUUCUGGUAACCCUGGUACUGAUGGGAUCCCCGGAGCUAAAGGUUCAGCUGGUGCUCCUGGUAUUGCUGGUGCUCCUGGCUUCCCUGGACCACGUGGACCCCCUGGACCUCAGGGUGCAACUGGGCCUCUUGGGCCAAAAGGUCAACAGGGUGACCCCGGUAUUCCAGGAUUCAAGGGUGAACACGGUCCCAAAGGCGAGCUCGGCCCUGCUGGUCCUCAAGGUGCCCCCGGCCCGGCUGGAGAGGAAGGAAAGAGAGGCGCCCGAGGAGAGCCUGGCGCUGCCGGAACACAGGCCUCAGAACACAGCCCACUCGGACCCCCCGGAGAGAGAGGUGCUCCCGGUAACCGUGGUUUCCCAGGUCAAGAUGGUCUUGCAGGUCCCAAGGGUGCCCCUGGCGAGCGUGGUCAGCCCGGUGUUGGCGGUCCCAAAGGUGCCAACGGUGAUCCCGGCCGCCCCGGAGAGCCUGGCCUGCCCGGUGCCAGAGGUCUUACUGGACGCCCUGGUGAUGCUGGUCCUCAAGGCAAAGGUGGUCCAUCUGGUGCCGCUGGUGAGGAUGGUAGACCAGGACCCCCUGGCCCCCAGGGUGCCCGCGGUCAGCCUGGUGUUAUGGGAUUCCCCGGACCUAAAGGAGCCAACGGUGAGCCCGGAAAGGCUGGCGAGAAGGGAUUGGUUGGCCCUCCAGGUCUAAGAGGUCUGUCCGGUAAAGACGGAGAGACAGGCGCUGCAGGACCCCCAGGCCCGUCUGGCCCAGCUGGCGAGAGAGGAGAGCAAGGUCCCCCAGGACCUUCUGGAUUCCAGGGUCUGCCCGGACCUCCCGGCCCCCCAGGUGAAGGUGGCAAGCCAGGUGACCAGGGUGUUCCCGGAGAAGCUGGUGCAGCAGGCAGAGCUGGUCCCAGAGGCGAGCGUGGUUUCCCUGGCGAGCGUGGAUCUCCAGGUGCUCAGGGUCUUCAGGGACCCCGAGGUCUGCCAGGAACUCCCGGAACUGACGGCCCCAAGGGUGCGACUGGCCCAUCUGGUGCAGUAGGAGCCCAGGGACCCCCCGGCCUGCAGGGAAUGCCCGGUGAGAGAGGCGCUUCGGGGAUCUCCGGAGCCAAGGGUGACAGAGGUGACGUUGGUGAGAAGGGACCCGAGGGAGCUUCCGGUAAAGACGGUUCACGAGGUCUGACCGGUCCUAUUGGUCCACCCGGCCCAGCUGGUCCUAAUGGAGAGAAGGGUGAAUCUGGUCCCUCUGGCCCUCCUGGAGCAGCUGGAACCCGCGGUGCCCCUGGUGAUCGUGGUGAGAAUGGUCCCCCUGGGCCUGCUGGAUUCGCUGGUCCCCCUGGUGCUGAUGGCCAGCCUGGUGCUAAAGGAGAGCAAGGAGAAGGUGGACAGAAGGGAGAUGCAGGUGCCCCAGGCCCACAGGGUCCUUCUGGAGCUCCUGGCCCACAGGGCCCAACUGGCGUGUCCGGACCUAAAGGUGCCCGCGGUGCCCAGGGACCUCCUGGUGCAACUGGUUUCCCUGGUGCUGCUGGCAGAGUUGGUCCUCCUGGCCCCAACGGUAACCCCGGACCCUCUGGUCCUGCUGGAUCUGCUGGUAAAGACGGCCCCAAGGGUGUGCGUGGCGACGCGGGUCCCCCCGGUCGUGCUGGAGAUCCUGGCCUGCAGGGUGCCGCUGGACCCCCUGGAGAGAAGGGCGAGCCUGGCGAGGAUGGUCCCCCUGGUCCCGAUGGCCCCUCUGGUCCUCAGGGUCUGGCUGGCCAGCGUGGUAUCGUGGGUCUUCCCGGACAGCGUGGUGAGAGAGGCUUCCCCGGACUUCCCGGCCCAUCUGGUGAACCCGGCAAACAAGGAGCUCCUGGUGGCGCUGGAGACCGGGGACCCCCUGGACCUGUCGGACCCCCAGGCCUGUCUGGACCUUCCGGAGAACCUGGCAGAGAGGGCAACCCUGGAUCAGAUGGUCCUCCAGGUAGAGAUGGUUCCGCUGGCAUCAAGGGCGACCGUGGUCAGACAGGCCCAGCUGGUGCUCCCGGUGCCCCUGGCGCCCCAGGCUCCCCCGGACCUGUUGGCCCAACUGGCAAACAAGGAGACAGAGGAGAGUCUGGCGCACAAGGACCUGCUGGACCUCCUGGGCCCGCUGGCGCUAGAGGAAUGGCUGGACCCCAAGGACCCCGUGGAGACAAGGGCGAGGCCGGAGAGACCGGAGAAAGAGGACAGAAGGGACACCGCGGCUUCACUGGCCUGCAGGGUCUUCCCGGACCUCCAGGCACUGCUGGAGACCAAGGUGCUGCUGGUCCUGCUGGCCCAACUGGUGCAAGAGGCCCACCCGGCCCCGUCGGUCCCCAUGGUAAGGACGGUUCUAACGGCCAGCCCGGUCCUAUUGGCCCACCUGGUCCUCGUGGUCGUUCUGGAGAAGUUGGCCCAGCUGGUCCCCCUGGUAACGCCGGACCCCCUGGCCCCCCUGGUCCUCCCGGCCCCGGAAUCGACAUGUCCGCCUUCGCCGGGCUGGCUGCUCCCGAGAAAGCCCCAGAUCCCAUGAGGUACAUGCGGGCUGACGAGGCCUCCAGCUCCCUGAGGCAGCACGACGCCGAGGUCGACGCCACCCUCAAAUCCCUCAACAACCAGAUCGAAAACAUCCGCAGCCCUGAGGGCUCCAAGAAGAACCCGGCCCGCACCUGCAGAGACCUGAAACUGUGCCACCCCGACUGGAAGAGCGGAGACUACUGGAUCGAUCCCAACCAGGGCUGUGCGGUCGAUGCCAUCAAGGUGUUCUGCAACAUGGAGAGCGGGGAGACCUGCGUGUACCCCAACCCAGCCAGCAUCCCCCGCAAGAACUGGUGGACCAGCAAGAGCUCGGACCGCAAGCACGUCUGGUUCGGAGAGACCAUGAAUGGAGGAUUCCAUUUCAGCUAUGGUGAUGACAGCCUGGCCCCCAACACUGCCAGCAUCCAGAUGACGUUCCUGAGACUGCUGUCCACAGAGGCUUCCCAGAACCUCACCUACCACUGCAAGAACAGCAUCGCCUACAUGGACCAGAGCGCCGGCAACCUGAAGAAGGCCGUCCUGCUGCAGGGCUCCAACGACGUGGAGAUCAGAGCCGAAGGGAACAGCCGCUUCACCUACAACGUGCUGGAGGAUGGCUGCACGAAACACACUGACCGAUGGGGCAAGACGGUAAUCGAGUACAAGUCUCAGAAGACGUCCCGCCUGCCCAUUGUGGACAUUGCACCCCUAGAUAUUGGAGGGUCGGACCAGGAAUUCGGCGUCGACAUUGGCCCAGUCUGCUACUUGUAAAAUAACUUAAAAAGAGUCAAGAAAAAAACAAAACUCACUCAACUCAAAAAGAAAGCAAAACAAUCUUUUUUUUUUUUUUUUUUUUUUUUUGUUUUUUUUUGUUUAUGGACGUUUAAGUACUUUCCAGUCACUCCUAGGACUUCUGCACUGAAUGGCUCCAUGAACCCCACCCGUGAUCCUCACAGCUUCCGGGCUUCCCAAGACCGGAGCAGGGCCUGCGAACAAACGCUAACGAGCAAAACAAACAAACAAAAAAACCUUGCUGUUAUUUAUUUAUUGUCUUCCUGUAAGAUUUAAAGGGGUCAGAGGUGUGUUAUGAAAUGGUUUGGUAAGAAGUAGCCCCUCUCUAGAAACCCGCCAUAUCAGCGUCCCUCCCCCGC
Polyodon spathula (Mississippi paddlefish) is the source of this 3770-nucleotide messenger RNA. RefSeq names its product collagen alpha-1(II) chain. The annotation marks the transcript as partial. The transcript has 36 exons. Gene Ontology annotation, molecular function: extracellular matrix structural constituent. The record is from RefSeq and is a predicted model, not a curated record. Lineage: Eukaryota; Metazoa; Chordata; Actinopteri; Acipenseriformes; Polyodontidae.